AUGGAAGACGACAAAAAAUCUGGUACACGGUAAGGGUUUGGUACUGGAUUGUUUGGAUUUUAGGCUUUGAAGUAGUAAUUGAGGUUAGCGAUGUAGUUUAAAAUGAAAAUAAAAAGCUUUCUUUGCUAAACAAGAAAAUGCAAGCCUUUAUUUUGUGGUAACUCUUAGGCAUGGAUAAGAUAAAAGCCAUUGAAAAGGAGUGGAUUUAUUUUCUGUAAGCAAUAGUUUAUACUUAUUAGCUAGCUCGCUUUCUUGUUCUACUUUUAAGUGUAAAUUUAACCAUUUACUAAUGCACAUAGCAACUAGAAGGUUUCGAUGCAAGUAUCUAAUAUCCAGUAUAAUAUCUAAAAAGAAGUUUGUGUAAGUUCAUAGCAUUUUAGAUCGUAUUCUAUACAUAUCUUAGUUUAUUCUGAGAGGUUAGAAGUAGUUUUUGUAAGAAAAUGGUAUAAUAUAAACGCUAAAUUUGCUAUAUUAUUUUAGGGUAUUCAAGAAGACGAGUCCAAAUGGCAAAAUCACGACGUAUCUGGGUAAACGGGACUUUUUGGACAGAGGAACGUCAGUCGAUCUUAUUGGUAGGUGUUUUCUUCACAUUUGUUCUUGUUUUAGGGUAAUACAAGGCUGUUAUAUAAUCCUUCUUCUUUCAGACGGAAUGGUCUUAAUUGAUGAAGAAUAUCUGAAACAGAACAAAAAGAUCACAGUGCAACUAUUGGCAGCUUUCCGUUAUGGUCGUGAAGAUCUCGAUGUGUUAGGAUUAACGUUUAGAAAGGAUUUAAUUAGUCAGUUCUUCCAAGUUUAUCCACCAACAGAGCUACCCAAACCUUGUACUAGGCUACAGGAACGUUUGCAGAAGAAGUUGGGACCAAAUGCGUUUCCAUUUUGGUUUGAAAUUCCACCGAAUUCAGCUUCGUCAGUCACUUUACAGGUAAGGAUGUUGAUUAGUUAAUUUUUGGUGGUUUAUAUUGUUAUAAUAACCCUCGAGUUCUGUCUGCUUCAAUUAUGUCAUUUUAAAUGGUUUUACCUGAUUAUUAUUGAAUUGUUUGGUUUUGUUGAAUUGUGUUUUGUUAUUUGUUGUUGAUAUUAUAAUUUUGAACUGUACUUUAAAGUUGUGAUGUUGAAAAACAGAAGUUUUUUAAAAAUGUAUAUCAUUUUUUGAUAUGAAAUCAUAGUGAUAAUAUAAAAAGUAUUGAUUCAAAUGGAAAAACAAGGGUAUAAGUAUUUUCAAAGCCGUUUUUUUGUAGUUAUGAUUCAAAUUGGCACAAUGGGUCUUGUUUUUGUUUAUGAUAACAAUUUAUUGUAGUUCUUGCAUGAAUACGAUGUUUUCCUAAUGAAAAUAAUAUGAAUUUUCAUUAUUUUUAAAAUUAAGUGGCUUGGGUAAGGGUUUUAGUCAAUUUUUUGAAGAAUUUUUGGUGUAAUACUUUACCUUGUUUUCGAAUUUUUUUAUCCUUAAAUUGUAGUAUAUUGUGUUUUUGAAAUUUUUGGAUAUUUUAGUAGUUUUAUUUCUUUAUAACAGUUUGUAAUAGUUUAAAAUAAAGUAAAAAUUUACUUCUCUGUUUUCAGCCAGCUCCUGGGGACACAGGAAAGCCAUGUGGGGUGGAUUAUGAGCUGAAGACCAUCGUAGGCAGUGAUUCUAUGGAAAAACCUAAGAAACAGUAAGUUUUUGUUUGAGGUUAUGUUAAUCUUUAACUUUUUGCCAUUUUUAUCUGCCUCUACUUCUCAUUAUGCCUUUAUGAUAUUAUUUGAUCAAGUUCAAUAUAAUUUUAUUUACGUUUUAGCAACUCGGUACGAUUGGCGAUACGAAAGCUAACAUACGCACCGAUGAUCAAACGACCACAGCCGAUGAUCGAUGUGAACAAGGAGUUCAUCAUAUCACCCGGGGUUCUGCAUCUGGAAGCGUCGCUAGACAGAGAGGUAAGAAAGUUCUUGCCGUUCUAGUUAUAUCUUAUAAUUCUCCUUUAAUAAUAUCUUAUCAUUGGUCCAGUUUUGACCGUUUUAUCAUAGGUUGACUAAAAACAGUACUAAAAUCUAUUUUUGAGUUUCAUAUUGUACCAAAUUUCGAAAUGGGACUAAAAUCCGUUUUUAAAUUCAAUUUCUUACCAAUCUUUAAAAUUUGUACCAUUAUACCAGGUAUCAGUAUAUACCCAAUGAUUUCAGAUGUACUACCACGGCGAAUCCAUCUCAGUCAACGUUCACGUCCAGAACAACAGCAGCAGAACCGUGAAGAAGAUCAAAGUUUCCGUAGUCCAGGUAGCUGACAUUUGCAUCUUCACCACAGCUUCAUACACCUGUGAUGUAGACAAAAUCGAAUCCACGGAAGGCUUCCCCAUAGGUCCCGGCUCCACUCUCUCCAAAGUCUACACUCUAUGCCCAUUACUAUCCAAGAACAAAGACAAACGUGGCCUCGCACUAGAUGGACAACUAAAACAUGAGGAUACGAAUCUAGCUUCAAGCACAAUGAACCCAUCCCUGUCACAGCCGGGCCGAGAAAACCUCGGCAUCGUGGUCAUGUACAAGGUGAAGAUCAGGUUGAUGAUUGCUGGUGCUUUGGGAGGGGAAUUAAGUGCUGAACUACCCUUUACUUUGAGCCAUGCCAAGCCAGCAGACGAAGUUUCCGAGCCAAAAACUCCGAAACCAAUGAGUGAACGACCGAUCAAUGCCAACGAUCAGAUCAUCGACGUCGAUUUGAUACAAUUCGGCCCGUAAGUUCAGGUUUUUUGGAAGAUUUUGAUCAAAAAAGGUAGAAGACAACUUUCUAUUAUAAUUUAAGAUCAAAAAGUAAAUAAAAUAGUAUACAGUUCACAUAGAAUUUCCAAAAUAGGGAUUUUUCUAUGUAAAAAUGGCUAAAAUUGAUAUUCAAUUAGCCUUUUGAGGUCAAAAAGUAGAUCGAAUAGCUGGUUUUGCAGUAAAAAAUUCCAAUAUACCUAUCUACCUUAUGAACAAAUUAUUAAAUAUAGAAAAUACAACUUAUUUGAUUUCAGAACCGACGACGAAGCCGACGAUGAUGAUAUUGUCUUUGAAGACUUUGCCCGACUUCGAGUACGUGGUGCGGAUUCAGAAACUCGUAAGUUGAAAAAUUACUUAUAUUGUAAUUGGAGCCUACUGUAACAUGUCAUUUUAUGCAUAAAUCUAGCCUACUGUACCAUGUUAUACCCAAAAGUAUGUAUAUUUAUACCUCACUACUUCAGGAAACGAGCUCGCCCCCGCCCUAUAA
This is a messenger RNA of Bursaphelenchus okinawaensis, 3208 nucleotides long. The record is from the annotation of a GenBank genome assembly. NCBI's taxonomy places the organism in Eukaryota, Metazoa, Nematoda, Chromadorea, Rhabditida, Aphelenchoididae.